CCGGCAACGCCGCAGGAUUGCGAAAAUAUCGCGCUAGUUUCGUAAGAAAUUUCGCCGGUUGGCCAUUGCGAGUGUAGAGGAAGAAGGGAAAAUAUGAAAAAAAGAAGGCGUUGCGUUGAAUUUCACAAAGUAUUCAGGCAUUUCUAGCGAAGUGUAACACAAGCCAGAAGUCCGGCAGAAGGCGCGAUUCAGAUCUGGCAACUUCCGCAGACCGCCUGUCAACCCUGUCCCGUGCGAUUUGCCUGCACAUUGUUCUAAAACAACCCAGCCGGAAAAGCCGUUUCAGCAGUGGGCUAUAUCUGCGAGACCUAUAUGCAAUUCAGAUGUGAGACACCAGACUCGAGGCUGUGUUCCAGGCAAUAGGCACUACUCAGGCCGACACUCCGAGCGUUCCAAGGCGGCACCCCCAACCAGAACCCAGAGCUCACGCAUUCCGCAUUUCGCACACGGGACACGGCACACAACACACCAUACAACAGAGCACAGCACACACACGCACACAGGCAGCACUUCUAAUCUUCGGGCUGUCCACAAACGCAUUGGCCAGCGACGAGGCGGUGGCACGCGGGGAUCGAGGAGGAGGAGAUCGAGAGGCUAGGCGAGAUUUAGGUUUCGAGCGGCGAGCGGCAGGGGUCGUGCGCAGAGGCAAACAGGCAGCAGUAGACAAGAGCUAGCGGUGGCGAUGGCCCAGCACGGGGGCACCGAGGCUCUGGCCGCCGAACUGGCCAAAGCCGUCGACCUGAUCAUGCACCCGCUUACCCAGCAACAGGCUCGCCUGGAGGCCUACAUGGCCUGCGAGCGGUUCAAGGAGGAGUCGCCGCUGUGCGCCCAGGUGGGCCUCUUCCUGGCCGGAUCGCCGCAGUCCAAUCAGCAGGUUCGGCACUUUGGUCUGCAGCUGAUCGAGUACACAAUCAAGUUCCGGUGGAACUGCAUCACGCAUGAGGAGAAGGUGUACAUCAAGGACAAUGCCAUCAAGAUGCUGAACGUGGGCGUGGGCCCGGCGGAGGACCGCUCGCUGCUGCCCACGAAGGACGCGCUAUCGCGCAUCAUCGUCGAGAUGAUCAAGCGCGAAUGGCCGCAGCAGUGGUCCGACCUGCUGCCGGAACUGAGCCAGGCCUGCACUAAGGGGGAGGCACAGACGGAGUUGGUGCUUCUCGUCUUCCUGCGGCUGGUGGAGGACGUGGCCUUGCUGCAGACGAUUGAGUCGAAUCAGCGGCGCAAGGACAUGUACCAGGCGCUAAACAACAACAUGAACGACAUAUUCGAGUUCUUCCUGCGCCUGGUGGAGCAGCACGUGACUGCGUUUCGCGAAACGACGCGCCUGUGCAACUUCACCAAGGCGAACGCGCACAGCCGGGUCGUCGAAAUGGUUCUGCUCACGCUGAGCGGCUUCGUCGAGUGGGUCAGCAUCCAGCACAUCAUGUCUAGCAACGGAAAGCUGAUGCACUUCCUUUGCAUUCUGCUUAAUGACAAAGCAUUCCAGUGCAACGCGGCCGAGUGCCUGGCGCAGAUCACGAACCGCAAGGGCCAGGCCAAGGAGCGAAAGCCGCUGCUGCAGUUAUUCAACGAGGAGCCGCUGCGCUACAUCUACCAGGCCAGUCAGAUACCGCCCGAAUCCAGCUCCACGCUGGCCAUCGAGCAGCACCACAACUUCCUUAAGAAGCUGCUGCAUGUGCUAAACGGGAUGGCCCAGCAGCUGGUGGCGCUCUGGGGCAAGGACGACGCCACCCAGAGACCGGUGCAUCUUGAAGUCCUUCUCGAAUGCCUCCUGCUCCUCGUCCAGCAUCCAUCGCUAACCGUCUCCCAUGGGUCGGCGCUCAUUUGGCAGCUGCUGUUGAAGCACGAGCCCUGCUCAAAGGACUUCGCCACGGUCAACUACAUUCCCAAGCUCAUCCACACGAUUGCGCCCAGGAUCGUGAAGCUGCCAUAUCCUGCCUCCACUAGCUCGCCUGCCAGCCUCUCCACGGAGGCCUACAUCCGACUGGAGUAUGACAGCGAGGAGGAGUUCGCCCUCUACUUCUUCCGCUGCCGCACCGACUUCCUCGAGAUCUUCCGCCUGGCCACGCUGGUGCAGCCACUGGUCACCUACGGCUACUGCGAACAGUGGCUCCAGCAGCGCCUGCGCAACGCGGUGGCUGAAGCGGAUGCGGAGGCCAAGAGCGGCAAUGUGUCGUGCAGCGUGCUUGACCCCGUCUACCUGGAAUGGGAUGCACUGGUGAGUGUGUUAGACGGCGUGCUAAGUCGCAUUCUGCUCGUGGCGGAACGUCCUUCGGUGCCGGCUGGACUGCGACUGCUCGAGGAUUGCCUAAAACUGGAGACAAUCAACCCGCUGAUCUACUCGAUUCUACUGUCAUGUAUUUCGGCCCUGUUUGUCUUCCUCAGCAUGUCCGCGUGCCAGAUCACGGCCACUAACUGCGUGGCAAUGAGCGGCGUCAGUCUCUUGCCGCGGGUGCUAGAUAAGAUUUUCCGAGCGCUGGUACUGAAGCCGCCCAACGAGCUGGAGAAAGUGCAGGUCAAGUCGGCCAAAAAUCUGCGGCGACACGCCGCCUCGCUGCUGGUUAAGCUGGCUCACAAGUAUCCGCUGCUGCUGCUGCCGGUGUUCGAGCAAAUCAACGGGCACGUGGAGCUCCUGCUCAAGGAGCCUGGGCAGCACCAGCUGUGCCGUUUGAUGCGUACUACGCUGCAGGAGGCGCUGAUUCUCAUCUCUAACCACUUCUGCGACUUCGAGCGCCAGACUCUCUUUAUAGAGCACAUCGUGCAGGACAAGCGGUCCGAGUGGCUGGCCUUUGGAGAUGCACUCAAGUCGCCGCUGGCCUUCAUGAGCUUCGUGGGCCUGGACAAGCCUCCCAUCUUCGCCGUUGAGGGCGCUCCUACGAUCCAAAAUCGCUCGCGCCUGCUGGACGCCCUGCAUGUGGUGCUGGGCGUAGUCAAACGCUGCACCUGGCCAGACGACCCAGACCGCGCCCAGCGGGGCGGCUUUGUCAUCGGCUGCACUGAGCUGGGCAACCCCAUCUGCCGAAAUCCGGCCACCAAGCACGUCGUGCCACUGCUCUCGCACGUGCUAAGUCUGAUGCGUGUGCUCAAUGAGUUGUUUACGCCGGAGGCGCUGCUUGCCCUCUCCGAGGGCUACCGCGGAAUCCACGGCAUGCUGGAGCACGAGAAAAAACUGCUGAUGGGCAUUUGCGCUCUGCCCACCGAUCCGUUGGACACCACAAUUCGCAGCGAGCCGACGCCCUUCGAAAAGAUGCAGACAUUCAUGAUGAUGGUCACUGAAGGCUGCUACCAUCUGAUGGGCUCAGCGGGUCCGUCGCUGGGACGCGAUCUGUACCAACUCUUGGGGCUGUCCGACGCCAUCAUAACAAAUGUGUUCAGCCGAAUGGACGUGGUGCCUGACUACCGGCUGCGCCCGAUCAUUCGGGUCUUCUUCAAGCCCUUCGUCUACUCGUGCCCGCCCAGCUUCUACGACAGUGUUCUUGUUCCGCUCUUCGCCCACCUGGCGCCAUUGAUGUGUGAACGCCUCUCGCGCCGAUGGAUUUACAUAGCAUCGCUCUACGAGAGCGGACAGCUCAACGGCGAAGUCAACGACACGCAGGAGGUGCUGGAGGAUCAGCUCAACCGCACGCUGACGCGCGAGUACCUGGACGUGCUGAAGAUUGCGCUGGUUGGCGGCCAGAUUGGGGCCGAUCAUGUGGCGGCCGGCGCCAAUGCCAACAGCAACUCGGUGGCCAUGGAGAACGAGGAGCACUCGAUGGACAGCGCGCCUCAGUCGCGGGCCAGCCAGUCGGCCCUGCUCUCCGACAUCAUCAGUGACUUGGGCGGCAAGCUGCUGCGCAACGGACUCAUCGGCAAUUACGUGUUGAUGACCCUGCUGAAGGCCAUUGCCUGGAACGACGGCAUGAGCAGCAUGAAGGCAGUGAACAUCGCAGCACCAGUGAUGCGCUUCCUGGCCGCCGAGAAGCUUAUGGACGAGAACAAGGCCGUUACGGCCUUCACCGCCGUUCUGCAGGGCAUGCAGGUGCACGGACAACACGAGGCCAACCAGUCGGGCUUGGUGACGCUGGGCGUACAGUUCUACGAGCUGCUGCGUCCCCACUUCCCCGUUCUCAGCGAAGUACUGCAGCACAUACCCAGUGUCAACGCGGCCGAUAUCCAGAAGUUCGACGAGAAGAUCGCCGUGGCGCCCGUCAAGGGCAACAAGGUGGACCGCGCCAAGAAAGAUAUAUUCAAGAAGCUCACCGCCCAGCUGGUCGGGCGCAGCGUUAACCAGCUGUUCCGCCAUGAGGUGCAGAUCGCCAACCUGCCGCCGAUGCAGUCGCACAAGGCCAAGGGAGCCAUGGGCACAACCGCCGACAUCAUGGAUAGCAAUCAGAACGCGAGUCUGGCCAGGCUCUUUGGGCCGGAGAAGUGACAGGGACCGCAGCAGAAGCAGAAGCCGAAUCACAAGCAGACAAACACACAGAAACAGAGGAGCAGAAGGAGGCGUCGCAGCGGAGGCGGCGCCACCUGCGACACGACCUCGAUUUUGGUCGAGGACCAGGAUCAGGGAGACGUCGAGACCACGGCGACCUCAGCUGCCAAACUAGCGACGACUGAACUUAAAGUAAUUGUAAACUAGCUUAGAGACGAUGAGCCCGCACUGUAGCAGGAACCGCAUCUCACGUCCUCGCCCGCUUCCGUGCCCAAGCCCAUGCCCAUGACCCAGUCCCUGACUCUGACCCAGUUCCAGUACCAGUUACAGUCAAAGUUCCGAUCAGACGUUAAAAUUAUUAAUUUAUUUAUUUUACAAACUAAAUUUAACUUCAGCAUGUAACGAUUUGUUUAGUUGCUCCGUUUCGACCCGAACCGACCUGUUACUGCUUUGUUAUUUAUUAUUCGGAAUUUGUUAAUCUUGUUUGCACAAAGGAGGUAGAUCCAUCGCUUAUUGCCAAUACUCCGAUCCUCGAGCCUGACCCGCCCCUUCCUCUUCCCCCAGGCCCCCGCAGCAAAGCCAGAAGCCCUUUUUAUACAUAGUUAAUUAAUGAAUUGUGCUUUCCCCCCGUCUUGUAUAGUUACCUAUGCGCAGGCAUACUGUAAUUUGUAUACAUAUUCGUGUAUGUACACAUUUAUCCUUUGAAGAAACAUUUCUGAAAUUACGCUUAGGCUUAGUUGAUAGGCAACGAGUUAUUAUUAUAUAAUACAUCAAUCUGUAUAUGAACACA
This is a messenger RNA of Drosophila biarmipes, 5198 nucleotides long. RefSeq names its product exportin-5 (gene Ranbp21). The transcript is spliced from 2 exons. Lineage: Eukaryota; Metazoa; Arthropoda; Insecta; Diptera; Drosophilidae. Gene Ontology annotation, cellular component: cytoplasm; RNA nuclear export complex; nucleus. Gene Ontology annotation, molecular function: small GTPase binding; RNA binding; nuclear export signal receptor activity. The record is from RefSeq and is a predicted model, not a curated record. Bases 683 to 4408 code for a protein of 1241 amino acids. Gene Ontology annotation, biological process: protein export from nucleus; RNA export from nucleus.